This is a messenger RNA of Lymnaea stagnalis (great pond snail), 6138 nucleotides long. Lineage: Eukaryota; Metazoa; Mollusca; Gastropoda; Lymnaeidae. The record is from the annotation of a GenBank genome assembly.
AUAGAACUUCCUGCUGUUAAUUUCUGUGCUGCUUGGCUACCAACGCAACAAAAUCUUCUAAAAUUUGGUUUGUAGUAAAUUAGUUUAAUGAUUUAUUGUCCCGUUUUAAUUCUCAGUGAAUAUUUUUUUAAUGUUUACGCGAAGUCUUUGGACCAAAAAAAAAAAGUGAUGCUCGUUCAGCCAAAUGGUGCCUAAAUUUUACUAAAUCAAAUGUCUGUGUAAGUCUAAAAGUCUAAUCUAAAUAAAAGUCGAAGUAAAGCUUGGGCGCCAGUCAGACGGUGUUAUAAUUGAAACAAUUUUUAAAUAGCCUAUAUGCAAUGAAUUUUAAAUGACACACAAUUUUAAAGAGGGGCUUGUUAUAAAUAAGUAUAAGCUUUAAAACACAUCAAUUUAAUUUUCCUAGCUUUUAAUGUUUGAAAGAAAGUAUGGUGGUUCAAUAAUGAGCUCAAUAGAGGCAAUAGAGAGCAAAAGAUAAUUCCCGAUAACUACGCUAAUGACAUUAAUGAUUUUUUUCUUUUAAAUAACGCAACUGCGUUUGGUGCCUAGUAUUUUCUUUUCUUUUUGGAAAAUGAAAUGUCUCUAUUUAAAUAUUGUGUACCGUAAUAAAUUAAAUAUUCAGUUUUGAAGCGGUUGGGACAUCAGAAUACUGAUUGAUAUAGAUUGAUAAUAAAAAGUGUGCAGUAAUGUAUCAUGGGGGAAGGUGUGUGGCAAAAAUUGGGAUUCUUCAAUGUGCAUUACUUCAGUUCAUGUUUUGUCAAGUAACUUUAGUACGUGGGAAGUUCAUAGAUUGCUGUAGCCUCCAAUGUUUUGCGAGCUAUAACUAGUAUGAAAUAUUUGUGGAUGUAAACUGUUUUCUAUGUCCAAAUAAAAAUAUAAAAACUAUGAAAAUGAAUAUCUUAAGUCUAAUUUAUUAAUUUAUAUAUUACCAGUGCCUAACUUUCAACAAGUCAUAGAUAGACUAUUACACUUGUGUCAAUAGUCAUAGUUUUCCUACGAUUUGUUAUAAUAAUAUAAUUUAAGACUAGACCUAGUAUUGCUACUAAAUAAUACCUUAUUAAAUUGAGAAUACUAACUUAAAUUAUGUCCUAAUAAAUAGAUAUAAUUAGCCUUAUACUUAAAACUAAUAUUAGUAAUUAGUAGUACUAAUAGUAUUGGUAGACCUACUCCCUAGACUACACAAAUCUAUGCCUAUUAUAGUUAGUCUAUACUAAAAAAGUACUAUGCUAUUAAUUUCAAUUUAUAGGCUUAAAUACGCUCUCUAUACUCUUAAUAUACUCUAUAGACAUCCAUAGAUAGUAUAAUAAUAACUGUACUUACUACUUAGACCUAUAUUCUAUAUAUUCUAUAUGUAAUUUUAACAUGUAAGCUAUGUAGCCUAGGCCUAAUUUUAGUAAUAAUGUUCUCUUAACUUGUAUGAGUCCAGAAAUUCACCUGAGUACACUAAGUAAAUUUAAUAUAAGACUCUUUAAUUUAUUGGGUUGUAUUAAUUUCUAAUAAUAUUGUAAAACUGUUUUCCAUUCAUUAACUGAUUAGUGUUACAAGAAAUUUUUAAAGAUGAACAAUAAUGAAAAUAGUUUUAUAUCUUUAUAUUAAAUUGAUAAGAUCAGCUAUUUCUGGCAACCCAAUUUUUGUUUUUGUGAGAGAGGAUAACUGGUGACAACAGACAUUUUUAUUUACAGGGUUAAAUGGAUAACUUUUUGUGAAAUUGCUAUUAUUAAUGAAAGAAAGUUAUUCCCAUAUGAAAAUGAAAGAAGCAGAAGCGCAAUAAAGUAGUACGAUUAUACAUUAAAAAAUAGAAGCUAUUAUUAUUAAGUGCAUACUGAUAUAUAAGAAUAAAUACAUUGCCAGUCACAAAAUACAAUAUUCUGAAAUAAAUGAUAUAGCAGUGUUUGGAAAAAUAUGGGCUCUACGUCACUGAUGAAAAAAUAUUUUAUAAUUAGCAAACUGAAAUAAAAUAGAAAAAAAAAAUGAUAACUGAGCCGAAGGUAAAAUGGCCACAAAAGUUUAUGCAUCAUGUUUUGACAUGCUCAGAAGAUAUGUGCAAGUGAGUUUCAUAUUACCUGCUUGGUAAUUUUAUGCCUGAUGUUUCCCCAUGCCCCUAUACUUCUACCAUGUAUUUUCACAACUUUUUUUUCUACGGCUGCCAUCUUUGUCAUAGCAACAAAGAAGGCAGAUGUGUACAAAAAAAAAAAGAAAGGGCAAAACGUUGUCUGCUAAAAUUUAAAGUGGCGAGGGGAAAGUCAGUCAAUGUGUUGUUUCGACUGCUUACCGAGAGAAAUGAAAAUAAAAACAAAAAGUUAACCUUUAAUGGUUGCCCACUUUCUAGGUUUAAUUUUAGCCAAUACAUUAAUUCCAUGGCAAACAUAGCAACUUUUUUUAAGCCCUCUAGAUAUGCAGCAAGAAGUAUCAACGACCUGCAGUCGCUCCCUUCCCUCAACAAAAAAACAUGUGCUACAAAAUUAGGGUAUGUUUAAAAUAUAAUUAACCACCCAGUGAAAUAUUAACUUAAAAUAUUUUGUUCGGCAUAUCAAUAUUUUUAAAAAUCCAAGCAUAAACAAAAGGGAACUCAUUCAUCCCAGUGCCAAACAUCAAGCUCACUUCCUAAAGCUUAAUUUGAAGUAGGCCAAGGCUCAAUCACUGCAAUCGGGGCCAUGCCAAAUGAAUGUCUAUAAUAAGCCACUGAUGCCUAGUAACAGUAACCUCUAUCUAUUGUGGUAGUAUCUAUUCUUAGUCUUAAAGUUAAGGUAGUCUAAGUACUCUAAGUCUAAGACUGUCACUAUCUAUGUUUAGCCUAUUUUAGUCUUAAGUGAGUCUGCACGCUCUAAGACUAUCAGAGGCAUAGCUAGAGUGUUUGCCGCCUGGGGACAAGAUUCAUUUUAAGGGCCCCCCCCCCAAACUCUUUCUUUUUUUAACUCUCAAACCCAUUAUUUUCAUCAAUAAAAUAAUAUCAAAGCACAUUUUAAAGCCUCUAAAUAGUCUGCCACCCAGGGACAUCAGUCACCCUCUGCCCCUCAUCCCAGCUGCAUCAACAUCUAACUUGUUAGUAACGAUGUCAACAGGGCAGAGCGUUUCUAGGUGCUUAACCGUGUUUUGCAGACCUAGGUGAGAAUUAAAAAAUGCUCCCCUUUCCCUUUAACUACCAUCACUCUCUCCCCCUGUCAUCCAGGCUAGAAAAAUUAAUGUAUUAGUACGAUUAGCUAUAAAAAUAAAAAAAGAACUUUAUUGAACAUUAAACAAUAAUUUAAAUUUUCCUCUUUUUAAUUUUUUUUUUCCUAAUUUUCUAAAUUGUUUCGCUAUUUGAUUUCAAAUUAAAAUCUUUUGAUACCCCUAAUAUUUUGCUGCACUAGACAGCCGCCUAGUAUUGCAUAAUGAUAGUACCAGCCGUGUAUGUCGAGAAUAUUUUAGUCUAAAGUGAGACUAUAUACUCUAAGACUAUCACAAUGUCUAGUAGGCAGUGGUUAGAUAUUACUGUAACUGAUGCUUUGAAAAGAUUUAAAGCCAGUGCUAUAAUACACAUGUGCCAAGCUGGGAAUGGGUUUGUAUAUUUGAUAGGUCAUUGUCAACAAAUAAAAUCCAAUAACUAAAACUGGAUCAAAACAAUUUGAGACUUUGAAGGUCUGAUUUAAUGUUUUAUUAAUUGAUAAUCUUGAGCAGAUGCCAGGAUGGAGACCGGACAUCCCCUCAAAUUGGCUUACUUGAUAGUGAACUGGAUGCGGCGGAAAAAAGGUAAAGGUAAUAAUUUUUAUGACGGGAAUGUGUAUAUAUAUUUGCUAAAUCACUGUAAAAAAUUUUUUAAAAAUUAAAAAUCAAAAUUUAACAAUUUUAGACUUUGAAGAUUUACUUAAAUGUUUAAUUAAUUUAUAAAUUUUUAGCAUAUAGGAGUACUAGGAUGAAGACCAUACGUCCCCUAGAAUUGGCGUACUUGACUGAAAAAUGGAUGCGGUGUCAAAAAAUUAAAGGUAAUAAUUUUUAAGCUUGUGCUAAUCGAAUCUAGGUGUUUAUUUGUUAAUUAACUACAACUCAUCUAUUACUCCUUGACUAUCAAAUUAAAUAAUUUUUUUUAAGGUACUUAUGAUUAUGUUAAACUGAAACUCUCCAUGUGGAAUCUCACCUGGAAUGACAUACUGCGUACGUCAGAUCCAUCGAUGGAAAUCAUGGCGUUGAAGGUAAGACUGUAUUUAAAAAAAUUAUACAUACUUAUUACUUAAUUGAUUGUGCCAAAAAGUCUGAGAAAAGAGGCAAAUAUCGGCAAGGUAACGUCAUGACAAAAAUGUCUUGACAAAAAAAUGUCAGUACCUUACUGCUGUUUCUAGCUAGAUCUCUUAAUUAAGUUACCCGGUAUUAAUAAUUAUUUUAUAAUUUUAUUUUGAAUGUCAAACAAUUGUCAGAAGUCGUCUUAAUGGUUUUAAAGAUUAUGUGAUGAUAAAAUUAACAUGAUUCGUGGUUCAAAUCACAGGCUCUUAACCAGAGAUGACUGCUUACCCAGGGAGUUGGGGCAGUAACCAGGGGUUCGGGAAGACACAGAAAAUCUGGUUUAUUUGCAUUUUUAUUAGUAUUUUUGUAUCCUGUUGGGUGCAGAAAAUGUUUUGGAAUUUAGGGGGUGAUGUGACAGUUUAGAAGGUUUAAGAACCCCUACUUUAAAUCAUGUUGCAAUGAAAAAAAAAUUGAUAUUUUGAUUAAAAAAAUUCAGGAAACCGUCCUCUUAGCCAGGGAGCGCAGUCCUCUGUUGGUUGGUGAACCUGAGUGUAAAGUUCAACUUUAUUCAGGAUUGUUAAAAUACGGGAACACAGGUGAGUGAAUAUUUUUAUUUUAAUCUUUAAUUUUAGUUAGAGCCACUGUGGCCCUAAUGUGGGGUUGAGGGUAUGCUCUUAUAUUUAAUCCACAACAUAUACUAGCAUUAAAUUGUCAUUAAUAUUUGACCAUCUAAAUAAAUUGUCAGUAAUAUUUGACCAUUAUAUAAAUUGUCAGUGAUAUAUUUUUGUUGUCUACGGUAUAUAAAUUGUCAGUAAUAUUUUACAGUCCAUAUAAAUUGUCAGUAAUAUUUUACUGUCUAUAUAAAUUGUCAGUAAUAUUUUACUGUCUAUAUAAAUUGUCAGUAAAAUUUUACUGUAUAUAUAAAUUGUCAGUAAUAUUUUAACGUCUAUAGACAUUGCUACAACUAACUUCGUCUAAUAACCUAUAGGAUUUUUGUUGAAGGUUGAAUUCUUUUAAACUAUUAAGUCUACAGAUUAGUCCUCUUGGUAUAAAAUAGGUAUGCAAUAAUUUGAUCAACCUUCUUUAUAAAUCACGUUCAAUUAAUAAUACAAUUGUUAUCUGUUUACCUAACAGGUUUUAACCAAAACGUUAAGCUUUCGUUUGAGGAUCUCCCCGACUAUAUCCUAAAUUACUUGAGCAUUAAGUCUCUUAACCUUGACCUUGGGAGGGAAGUAACUGAAACCGACCCCAGUCCUUACCUACUUAAUCCUAAACCGAUUCAACAUGAUUCUGAAGAUGCUGGCCCAGUAUGGAGGGGCUGUUAUGUUGGUGAGUUAUUUCUUCCCGUUUCACUUUGAAAAAAAACAGGUAUGCAGAGUCUGCAAAAUUCAUAUUAGUUCUGCUAUAUGAGUGGCAAUGUGUUUUUAGUGUAUAUGUCUGAGUGACAAUAGACAUAUACACUGCCGAUGUUCAUGGCCAUUCUUAUUUUUAAACUCUUGAAAACAUGUUUCAUGCUGUCUGACUCCCACUAAUGAAAAAUUAAUGUGCGUUUUUUUUCCCCAUCUAUUUAUAUUUGAUAUAAAGGCUGUUAAUUCUUUUCUUUUAAGCUGUAUUCACCUUGAGAGCUAAUUUGAGUGGUGAUGUCAAAGUUAAUGAAGAUCUGGGGUCGGUCCAACAGGAAAACUUGAAGGAAAUCGUGCGCUGCCUUAAAUCUUCAAAGAAAACCGAUUACAUUUUAUUAACAUCUAAAGGCUGUGAAUGGAUUGUAACAGGAAGAUGUGAAUUUAACCUGUACAGCUAACUGUAUCAAUGCUAAUUGUUUUUUAUUUGCCAAACUCAUUAUAUGUUUCAGGGUCAUACUAGUUUGGGGCCGGCCAUCCAUAUCGUCCAUUCACAAAAAAAUAGAAAUUUACAAACAACCCAACACCCCCCGUCCCACCCACC